Messenger RNA from Xenopus tropicalis (tropical clawed frog), 1212 nucleotides. Its product is annotated as otoferlin-like. Bases 91 to 1212 code for a protein of 373 amino acids. The record is from RefSeq and is a predicted model, not a curated record. The transcript has 11 exons. Lineage: Eukaryota; Metazoa; Chordata; Amphibia; Anura; Pipidae.
CCCCCUCCUCUGCUGAAUGAGAGAGACUGAGAGCAGCUCAGCAGUCUGACCGCUCGCUGGGUACCACUCACUCCUCAUCUGCCCAGCGCCAUGGCCCUAAUAGUGCAUCUCAGGACUGUCACCGACCUGCGGGGGAAAGGGGACCGGAUCGCCAAAGUGACGUUCAGAGGACUGUCGUUCUACACGCGGGUGCUGGAGAACUGUGAGGAUGAGGCCCGGUUCGAUGAGACGUUCCGAUGGCCGAUUGCCAGUAACAUCGAUGGGAAUGAAAUGCUGGAGAUCCAAGUGUUUAACUACAGCAAAGUCUUCACUAACAGGCUGAUCGGGACGUUCCGGAUGGUUCUGCAGCAGGUGGUGGAGGAGGCCCAGCUGGAAGUGACAGACACACUCAUCGAUGACAAUAACUCGGCAAUCCGGACGAGCGUCAGCAUUGAGCUCCGGUACCAGACCAUGGACGGUUCCGUCGGUGCCUGGAACGAUGGAGAAUUUAUGGACGGUACCAACCUGCAGAGCGAGGCAGUUGGGAAUUUCCACUUUGAGACGGAAAGUCUGCUCUCCGGCCAGAGCCACAAUUCAGCCGUGUCCCCCGGGAGAUCACAGAGCUUGCACUCAGGGGAGAGAGCCUUUAAAAGAGUUGGCAAAGGGGUAUUUUCAGCCAUGAAGCUUGGGAAGACGCGUCCGCCCAAGGACGAGAGCAGAAAGCAAGAUGAACCUGCUGUGCUGGAGACAGAAGACUUGGACAGGAAAGCAAUCAGAUUGGCUGGAGGUCUGGACCCCGACACCAUCUCUCUGGCCUCCGUUACAGCCGUCACCACCAAUGUGUCCAAUAAAAGGUCCAAACCUGAUAUCAAAAUGGAGCCAAGUGCUGGGCGGCCAAUGGAUUACCAAGUGAGCAUCACCGUCAUAGAGGCCCGGCAGCUGGUGGGACUGAACAUGGACCCGGUGGUGUGUGUGGAGGUGGGGGACGAGAAGAAGUACACGUCCAUGAAGGAAUCCACUAACUGCCCCUACUACAAUGAGUACUUUGUCUUCGAUUUCCACGUCCCCCCCGACGUGAUGUUUGACAAGAUAAUCAAGCUGUCGCGAGCAACCCCACCACAAGUUGGCCCCUCCUACUCCACCCCUGAUGACACGUACGCCGGCCAGCUCAAAGGGCUACCUGAAGUGUCACAUCCGCCUGUGGACACGGGACCCACAGACCCCAUCAAAUAA